AGGCAUGUGUGCAGCGCCGUUGCUGGGAGAUGGAGCUGUGCUGACUGGUGAAAAGAUGAGAAUCCACCCACCAUCCUCCUCUCCCAUAACAUUUAUUGCCAGUGAAAGAGGCGGCUGAAGGAGGUGGCCAUUCUUUCCUCCCCCUGUGUUAUUCAUCCGCACUGCUGUAAGAUGUUGAGACUCACUCUGGAGGAAUCACACCUGUGACUGGAUGUAUUUGGACCUGCGAGGGGCAUUAAUUGACAGGACUCAAGAUGAGUGUGACAUGGACUUGGUCUUCUACAUUUAAUUGUCUCUGUCAAAUACUGACAGGUGUCUGAGAAAACGGGUAGCCAGUUCUGUGCAGAUUAUGGGUACGAGCGCCAGUGCAACUUCCCAGGCUGCUCCGCUUGCACCUACACACCAGGCUGAUCACCAAGGGAACAGCAUGGCCGAGCACAGGCGCUCACUACCGUCGGUGAACAUUCGCAACAGCAAGGCUAAGUCCAUCAUCACAAACAAGGUGGCCCCUGUUGUCAUCACAAAUAACUGCAGGGAAGAGUUUCAGAUUCAUGACAAGAUCCAAUCUUCCAACUACUCGAAGGGAAGGAUAUCUGACCUGCUGCCUGAGCACUACCUAGUGUUGGGGGAGUUUUUUAUGAUACAGGAUGUAUACAAUAGAGCUGAUGUCUUAAAUACUACAAAAAGCCACGGGGCCCCCAACUUCCGCAAGGUCAAGGGAAACUACCCCCUUUUUGGAAUGGGCCAACCUAGCCUGAAUGGUUUCAAACAGGUCCUCCAGAGACUGCAGAUUGACGGCUGUGAGGAGGUGAUUUUAAUCUGCGUGAGGGAGGAGCCAGUGGUGUUCUUCCGCUCAGAUGGAGACUUUAUUCCGUACACUCCCAGAAGAAGAGAAAACCUCCAUGAAAACCUGCAUGACCUGGACAGAGAGCUCAAUGCAGAGCAAAUAGAGCUCUGCAUCCGAAAAGAGUUGUGUGACUUUGCCAAGCUGAGUGAAAAUAUGUUCUAUGUCUAUAAUGACAUUGAGCAUUUUAAAGAUGAACCUCAGCAUGUUCAGAUUAUGUCAGAGGAGGACAUUCAUGUCACUGAGGAGGUCUACAAAAGACCACUUUUCAGUCAACUGUUACACAGAUAUUACAGAUUACCGCUUCCCAUGGAAGGGGCACCACUGGAGGAGACAUUUGAUUCUUUUGUUAAUAUACUCCGGGAGACCCCAAACCUCUCUGUGAUGCGGGGCAGCUCCAGACCUCUGCCUGCACUGCUCUUCAGCUGCCAGGUGGGGGUAGGACGCACCAAUCUUGGCUUAAUUCUGGGAGCCUUAGUCUUACAUCACCUGCAGGGGGCAUCAAAUAGCCUCAGGCAGGAAAUACAGAAGAGUGAACACAAAUUGGAUUUCCAAGUGAUUCAGUUGCUAAUCAGUCGCCUACCUAAAGGUCAACAACUCCUUGAUGAGGUUGAUGAUGCUAUUGCUAUGUGUUCAGAGAUGCAUAACAUAAAAGAUGCUGUGUAUGAAAACAAACUAAAGCUGGAAGGCAUUGGGAAAAACUUCCAGUUUCAAGGAAGCAGCACAAAAGGCUAUUUCCUGCAAAGAACUCUGCAGAGUCUCGAGCGCUAUGUGUACCUACUAGUGUUCAAUGCAUAUCUUCAUGAUCAGUAUCCACAGGCGUUUUCCCAGAGCUUCAGUCAGUGGAUGUGUAUGAACGCUUGGAUCUACAGACUGCUGGCCAGCAUGGAUAGCUCAGAACUCUCAGCACCAGCAAACCUUAUAGCCAAUGGGAUUCGAGUUCUGGUGUCCAGUGAGUUUUUAGCAACGGAUCUGCUCAGUACAGCCAAGGAGAUGAAAGUGGCCAAUUUCAGACGUGUUUCAAAAAUGGCCCUGUAUGGAAUGGGCCAGCCAAACUCUGAGGCUCUUGCUGUUGUGAUGUCCUACCUGACAGACCAGAGGCGAGGGCACUCCACAAUUCUCUGGCUGAAUCUACAGGAAGAGCUUGCACUGGAGGCAAAUGGACUAAUGUUCACCCCACGAGAGCCAGGCUGUCUGGAACAGCCUAUUCCCGUCUGUGUUCAACAUCCACGGCAGCUCCAGGAAAUUGAGCUGGCACUGAAGCAGGAUGUCCUGAGGUGUGAGAAGUGGCUGGAGGUGAUUACAGAGCAGGAUAAACAGAUGAGGAUGUUUAGAAGUUGUCACACCAUAGAGGAGCUCUUCGUCCAUCAGAAGAGCAUUCAUCCAGGUCUCAGCUACCACCGGAUUCCCCUGUCUGACUGCUGUGCACCUAAAGAAGAGGAUUUUGACCAGUUGUUGGAGGCCAUGAAGUGUAGUCUGGCUGAAGACCCUACCUGCGCUUUCAUCUUCAACUGUCAUGAUGGGAAAGACCGAACUACUGCAGCUAUGGUCAUUGCCACUCUCACCCUGUGGCACAUUAAUGGCUUUCCUGAGUGUGAAGAAGAUGAGAUUGUAAGUGUUCCAGAUGCCAAGUACACCAAAGGAGAGUUUGAGGUGGUGAUGCAGGUGGUAAGGGUGUUACCUGAUGGCCAUUGUGUGAAGAGAGAAGUGGAUGCUGCUCUAGAUGUUGUUAGUGAGACAAUGACCCCAAUGCAUUUCCAUUUACGGGAAAUCAUCAUAUCCACUUACAGACAGAUUAAGAUGGCUAAAUCGGAGGCUGAUGCUCAGUGGUUGCGGUUAAGGAGCCUACAGUACCUCGAGCGCUACAUUUAUCUCAUCCUGUUUAACUGCUACCUCCAUCUGGAGAAGAAAGACUCCUGGAGGCGAUCCUUCAGCCAGUGGAUGUACCAGGUGGCAGCUAGAGCUGGCAUCUAUACCAUCCUCAACCAUCUGGGCUUUUCUGAGUUUGAGAACCCUGACGACUCUCCGAUGACCAGGCUCCGUUUCCGCUGGCUCCCACACAGUGUCCAGUCUAUUCCCAUGCGAGGGGAACUUAUUUAGAAAUGCAUCGAACUGACUCACAUUUUAUAAAUGUUUUUUUAUUACAAUUUCUGUCAGACUCCUUAAAUCAAGAAGUGAUUUAAUGCAUCCUGUUGUCUUAUUUACAUUUUUGACCAUCUUUGGCUUUGCAGUGUUAUGUUUUGCCCUUAA
Messenger RNA from Rhinichthys klamathensis goyatoka, 3094 nucleotides. RefSeq names its product phosphatase domain containing paladin 1b (gene pald1b). NCBI's taxonomy places the organism in Eukaryota, Metazoa, Chordata, Actinopteri, Cypriniformes, Leuciscidae. The transcript is spliced from 20 exons. Bases 350 to 2944 code for a protein of 864 amino acids. The record is from RefSeq and is a predicted model, not a curated record.